UGCAGCAGAUGAUUCCCCACUCACUGAAGCCAGUGAUGAGAUUCCAGACCAGCUCCCCUGGGGACCCAGAAGGUGUUGCUGAACUGAGGACUAAGAACGUGGCCAUUGAUGUCAGGAAGGCUGAGUGUCCAGUGCUCUCUUCUAAAAACAGGGCAGCUAGCAGAAAAGAAAUAGUCUUUGUCCCAGGUAGAUUUAUCUUCUGACCAGAAAAAUGGAAAUGGAACAGAGAACUCUUCUGGGAACUGUAGUCCGUUCUUCUCUUCUGAGACAGGUGCACCUCCAGUCCCAAGUCAUGUCCUGCUACACCCAGUGUGUGCCAUGCCGGCCCUGCGGCCCGACCCCUCUGGCCAGCAGCUGCAAUGAGCCCUGUGUCAGGCAGUGCCAGCCCUCCACCAUCGUCAUCCAGCCCUCUCCCGUGGUGGUGACCCUGCCCGGACCCAUCCUCAGCUCCUUCCUGCAGAACACCGUUGUGGGCUCCUCCACCUCCGCUGCUGUUGGCCGCAUCCUCAGCUCUGAGGGCGUGCCCAUCACCUCGGGGGGCUUUGACUUGUCCGGCUUGGGCAGCCGCUCCUGUGGCAGAAGGUGCCCGCCCUGCUGAAGCCGCUGGUCCUGGAUAAAUUGUUCCAGAAAACAGGAACGUGGUUCUGUAUCAACAAGACAUCUUCAAGCCCCUGCAUUCAGAAUACCUGACCAUCCUCAGCUACUCUAUGAAAUGCUGGCAGGAAGGGGCAAUCCUGGGCUUUCUGACAGCCUGCCUCAUGUCUCAGCUGUCAUUCCUCAUUCCUACUUAUCUCUGUCUCCACAUCUUCUCUGAUUUUUUUUUUUUUUUUUCCUGUUAACCUCUAGGAUGUGAGAUUCCUCAGAACCAGUCCAUACUCUGAUAGAAAAUAAGCCAUGUGCCCUGCAUGAAAUCAAACAUGGGAUCAUGGGAAUCCUGUACUGUGGAGCCUCUGCUCUGAGUGAUCUCAUUUUCCUAUUUAAACAUUCAUUAAAACUUUCUGCAUCUUAAUUUAAGUCUUUGAUAUUUCUUCUGACGUGCACAGCCUCCAGAGGUACAAAGAGAAAGACUUUGCUCCUUGAGUGUAUAGGAUGAAUGUUUAUGGAGGUCCUUCUCCAUUCCCAGGAGAAUGAGAGGUAAUAACACACUGUAGAGAC
Molecule: messenger RNA, 1155 nt
Organism: Lagopus muta (rock ptarmigan)
Lineage: Eukaryota; Metazoa; Chordata; Aves; Galliformes; Phasianidae
Product: feather keratin Cos1-2-like
Exons: 3
Coding region: 212-598 (128 amino acids)
Cellular component (GO): intermediate filament
Molecular function (GO): structural constituent of cytoskeleton
Source: RefSeq, a predicted model, not a curated record